Molecule: messenger RNA, 3270 nt
Organism: Hypanus sabinus (Atlantic stingray)
Lineage: Eukaryota; Metazoa; Chordata; Chondrichthyes; Myliobatiformes; Dasyatidae
Product: gastrula zinc finger protein XlCGF8.2DB-like
Exons: 2
Coding region: 484-1353 (289 amino acids)
Biological process (GO): regulation of DNA-templated transcription
Molecular function (GO): DNA-binding transcription factor activity, RNA polymerase II-specific; RNA polymerase II cis-regulatory region sequence-specific DNA binding
Source: RefSeq, a predicted model, not a curated record
UUUUCGCUGUCGCUGAAGCUCCGAACGAAUGCGCAGGCGUCAGGGAUGCGGAAGGUCUCGAAUAUUGCGCAUGCGCGCAGCGCUCAAAAGGCCUCCGAAGUUUCGUUUAAAGGUUAAAAAACAACAAGGAUUUUGUCUACGGGAAUCUCGAACACAACACGCUGCUUUGCUGUCUCUGUCCAGAUUUUUAAGAAGUGGAGCAAGGGAUUCAAUCAACCAUCCUUCCUGCUCAGACUGUGGGGAGGGAUUCACUCAAUCAUCUGACCAAAGGGAAAAGGCCAUUCACCUGCUCAGACAGUGGGAAUGGAUUCUCUUGGUCAUCUCAGCUGAAGGUGUCUCAUCAAGUUCACGCUGGACAAGGCCAUUCAUCUGUUCUGUGGGUGAGAAGGGAUUCAGUCGGUCUUCCCACCUGUGGUUCACACUGGGCAGAGGCUGGUCAUCUGCUGAAUUUGUGGGGAGGGAUUCACUUGGUCAUCUGACCUAAUGGCUCACCAGCGAGUUCACACCGGGCAGCGGCCGUACACCUGCUCGGACUGUGGGAAGGGAUUCACUAAAUCAUCUCAACUACUGAGUCACCAGUCAGUUCACACUGCAGUGAGGGAUUUCACCUGCUCAGUCUGUGGGAAGAGCUUCACUCAGUCAUCAAACCUACAGAGACACCAGCGAGUUCACACUGGGGAGAAGCCGUUCACUUGCUCAGACUGUGGGAAGGGAUUCACUCGAUUAUCCAACCUACAGAGUCACCGGUCAGUUCACACUGGGGAGAAGCCGUUCACCUGCCCAGACUGUGGGAAGGGAUUCUCUCAGGCAUCCCACCUACUGAGACACCAGUCAGUUCACACUGGGGAGAGGCCAUUCAUCUGCUCAGUGUGUGGGAAGAGGUUCACUCAGUCAUCCAACCUACAGUGUCAUCAACGAGUUCACACUGGGGAGAAGCCGUUCACCUGCUCAGUCUGUGGAAAGGGAUUCACUUGCUCAUCCACCCUAUUGGCACACCAGUCAGUUCAUACUGGGGAGUGGCCAUUCACCUGCUCAGAAUGUGGGAAAGGAUUCACUCAGUCAUCCGAACUACUGACACACCAGUCAGUUCACACCGGGGAGUGGCCAUUCACCUGCUCAGAAUGUGGGAAGGGAUUCACUCGGUCAUCUGAUCUGCUGGCACACCAGCUAAUUCACAAUGGGGAGAGGCCAUUCACCUGCUCAGACUGUGGGAAGACGUUCACUCAUUCAUCCAACCUACAGAGACACCAGCGAGUUCACACUGGGGAGAGGCCAUUCACUUGCUCGGUCUGUGAGAAGAGAUUCAAUCGGUCAUCCAACCUACAAAGACACCAGCGAGUUCACACUGGGUAGAGGUGGAUCUGUUUGAGAAGAGAUUCUCUCAGUCAUCUCAACUGAAUGUGCACCAUUGAGUUCCCACUGGAGAGAGGCCGUUCACCUGCUGUGAAUGUGGGAAGCGAUUCACUCGGUAAUCUAAACUUGUGACACACUACCGGGUUCACACUGGGGAGAAAGUUUCAAUAAGCUGCAUGCUGGAUAUUUGUCCAUCACUGUUGCUGAAUGUAAUUUCGGGAGUGACUGUCGGUGCUGAACUCUGCAAUUAUUGCUGCUGCUCACCACACCCAGUUCUGCACCCUGGUCACUGGGCACGGGAGGAGUUUCUUCUGCUGCACACUCACCUUUAAUGGGACUAGAGUUUAAUAUUCUGGAUCUGAGACAGAUAAAUGAGUUUUAUUUCAAACUCUGUCUCCAGUACUUAGUGAAUUUAUAACACACCUAGUGUACAGUAGAGUGUCAACUCAGGCCGGCUGGACCUGCCAGUAAUUCAGUUCCAUGACAGUACUUUUAAAUCCUCCUCUGUUGUUCCCCUCUCGCUUUCCCUGUGGUGAUGGGUUCCAAACAGUCACCACUCUGUGGGUGAAGAGGUUUCCCUUGAAUUCUCUGCGGACUGAACAAGUCAAGCUGACUACAGUUCUGUCUGAGAUGUUCUUCACCCCUCAAAUCUCUGGGCUGAGGAAGAAUGACACUGGGAGUUAGCCUCCUGAAUCACGACUCAUUUCCACAUUAUGGGUCCUUUUCCUUGCUUCUAAAGUGUUGUUACAAAGCACCCCUGUCCUCUAAUGACAGAAAGCAGAAUGGGAAAACAUGAAUUGGAUGUUCAACGGAGCAGGGUCAGAAACCAGAGUCGGGUCUGCACAAAACAGAGUUUGGAGCUCUGCACGAUGGUUGGGGUAAGAAGGAGAAGGGAAUCAGCAGCGGGGCGUGGCAACGAAUGACAGAGUAGCAACAUUUGGAAGCUGAUUGACUGAGAAAAUAAUUUGUUUGUCAGACUGACGACAUAAACAAUACCUGUGGGGCUCCACUGGUCAAGGAACAUGUGUGUGAUGCGAAUUGUUUUAUCUAUUGAGGGAGUUGUUCCUGCUUGUUUAUCCUGUAAUAUUAUAUCUGAAUGGUUAUUAUGGAUUGUCCAGUCUGUAAUAAUCUAUUGAUUAUCUAUAAUUUGUAAGAUUUUGACUCUAAAACUGGAUCAGACUUGAAUUGAUGGUGCCUUUAUGAAGUUACUUUGGCCAUUCAUGAGCUUAAAGCAAAAUUUUGGUGAAUGAUAUUUGCCAUUUGAUUGUACCUCUGUAAGUAAUCAGAUUGAGUAAAACUGCUGCAAGAUCUCGGAAUGUGUCGGAUUGUAUCUGGUUUCUCUCAGCAUUUUCUGCAUUUAUCACCUUGUUUGUUAGUCUUGUAUGUAUUUUUGAUCAUUUUUAUGUUAACCACCCUGUCCUGUAAUUUCCACAAGGAAUCUUUCUUUCUGCGAAAAUGCCUCCCACUUUGAGUCAGGUGCUCGAUGCUUCCUUGUCAACACCUAGUCGGCUCAGAUCGUUGGGAUGUCUCCCAUGGAGGGUCAUACUCAUUCCACUGGUUAAUGUUUUCUUCCAGAGUGAUGAUUCAUUUUUCUGAGUUGGCCUAUCAUUUCAGUUUUCUGGUGUGUACUUCAUAUGACAAUUAACAACAUAUAAGAAAACAUAUAUUUAGGAGCUUUAUGCGACCGUUGUGUCAGUUUUUGUUGUCGGUAAUUCCUCAUCCUCCUUCUGUCCUAGGUAGUGUUGAACUUUCAGUGUAAAUACUUUUAUCUAAACUUGUCCUUUUAGUAGCUUUUAUUCUUUAUAAUUUUUCCAGAUCAGAAUGGGACCAAGGUAUUUUUCCUAAAGAAGACAUUAACAUGGGUAUAGUGAAAGUGUUUUUUCCCACUGUAGUGUUUGUUAUUCUAUUGAGUUCUGC